Caenorhabditis remanei is the source of this 2088-nucleotide messenger RNA. RefSeq lists its product as uncharacterized. Gene Ontology annotation, cellular component: glycerol-3-phosphate dehydrogenase (FAD) complex; mitochondrion. The record is from RefSeq and is a predicted model, not a curated record. Gene Ontology annotation, biological process: glycerol-3-phosphate metabolic process. The transcript has 6 exons. Gene Ontology annotation, molecular function: glycerol-3-phosphate dehydrogenase (quinone) activity. Bases 1 to 2088 code for a protein of 695 amino acids. NCBI's taxonomy places the organism in Eukaryota, Metazoa, Nematoda, Chromadorea, Rhabditida, Rhabditidae.
AUGUCUCGAAUUCUCGGACUCGGCGCUCUCGGAGUCACCGCCGCCAGCACUUUGGCUGUAUACCAAACUCGUUUUGUCUCGAGAAUUCACCAAGCAUCAUCAUGUCAAAUGAGUCGACUCGAAGAUCUUCCAUCUCGUGAGACUAUAGUCGAUUCACUGAAAACUGAGAAACAAUUCGAUGUACUUGUGAUCGGAGGAGGUUCCGCUGGAGCCGGAGUGGCUUUGGAUGCUCAGACACGUGGAUUGAAGACUGCAAUGGUGGAAUACGGGGACUACUGUAGUGGGACGUCUUCGAAAUCAUCAAAACUUCUUCACGGAGGUGUCAAGUAUUUGGAAACGGCGUUGAAAGAAAUGGAUUACGAACAGUAUAAAAUUGUGCAGGAAGGGUUGAAUGAGAGGAUAAACGUGAUGAAGGCUGCACCGUUCUUGUCACACACUUUUCCAGUUUUGGUUCCAACUUAUAAAUGGUGGCAAUCUGUGUACUAUUGGGGAGGUGUCAAAGUUUAUGACUUCCUAGCUGGAAAGGGGAUUCUGAAACCGUCGAAAUUUGUGAGCAAAGAAGAAGCCCUCGAAAUCUGUCCCACAAUCAAAAAGGAAGGAUUGAGAGGUGCCAUGCUCUAUUAUGAUGGACAACAGAAUGAUGCUCGAUUGGUUCUCGUGGUGGCACUGACUGCGAUUCGAUAUGGUGCUAAGUGUGUGAACCAUACGGAAUGCAUCAGUUUGUUGAAAGACUCGGAUGGAAAAGUGAAUGGAGCAGUUGUGAAAGAUCAUGUUACUGGAGAGACUUAUAAGAUUAAUGCGAAAGUAGUGGUGAAUGCAACUGGCCCGUAUAACGAUCACAUUCGUAAAAUGGCAGAUGAGAAACGGAAACCGAUGAUCCUUGGAAGUUCGGGUAUUCAUCUUACUGUAGCCAAGUACUUCUGCCCUGGAAACACUGGACUCAUCAAUCCAAAAUCAUCAGAUGGACGUGUUAUUUUCGCUUUCCCAUGGGAAGAUGUCACAAUCGUUGGAACAACUGAUGAUCCAGCUGAGGCAUCACACUCUCCUACUGUAACUGAGAAAGAGAUUAAGUACAUUUUGGAUGAGAUGAACAGAAGUUUCGCGAAAGAGUAUCAGAUCAAGCGGGAGGACGUGAUUAGUGCGUGGUCUGGAAUUCGUGGAUUGGUGUUGGAUCCGAGGAAGAAAGAUCACAAGACAUUGGCUAGAGGGCACUUGGUUGAUGUCGGAGCAACUGGUCUCAUCACAAUUGCCGGUGGAAAACUCACAACAUUCCGUCAUAUGGCUGAAGAAACUAUGGAUAAAGUAGUUGAAGUGAACAAGUUGGAAGAAGCAAAACCCUGCGCAACUCGUGGAAUGAAGUUCGAAGGUGGACACGAGUACACCCCAAUGCUCUAUCGCAUCAUCUCUAGAAAAUAUGGACUCGAGGAGUCUGUCGCCACUCAUUUGUGUCAAACAUACGGAGACAAGGUUUACGAAGUUUUGAAAUUGUGUAAAUCCACUGGAAAGAAAUUCCCAGCCAUCGGGCAUCGUCUUCAUCCAGACUUCCCAUUCCUGGAAGCAGAAGUGAGAUAUGCAGUGAAAGAGUACGCACGUAUUCCCGCUGAUAUUCUCGCGAGACGGACUCGUCUCUCACUUUUGGAUGCUCGUGCUGCCAGACAAGUUCUGCCACGUGUCGUUUCCAUAAUGGCAGAGGAAUUGGAAUGGUCUCCAGAAGAGCAAAAGAGACAUUAUGAGGAGGGAUUGAAGUUUUUGAAAGUGGAGAUGGGUGCAUGCAAUUUGGGAAAGGGAAAGGAGGACACGUUCGAGUUGAAUAACGCCGAGAAGACUGCAAUCUAUAACAUUUUCAAGAAAGUGGAUCGAGAGAAACGUGGAUAUUUCUCUGGUGCAGAUCUCAAAGUGUUUUUGAAUAAACAGAAGAAGAGUGCGAACGUCCAUCAGGAUAUUCUGGAUGAUGUGAUUCUGGAGGCUAACGAUGGAAACAAGUACAUUUCUCCAGGAGACUUACACAAGAUCUAUCUGGACAUCAAGAAUGGCUCAUUCAAAGGACGUCGCCUCGUCGACCAUCUCGGUGAAGUGAAGUGGGAAUGA